AUGCUUCACCUUCCCAAUCCAACCGCUUCCCGCCCUCCUUUACUGUCUCCUCCCUCCGCCGCCUCCGCCGUUUCUUCCUUCACAAUCUCCGCUUCCGUCCGUCAUUUUUUUAGCCCACUUCGACACUCACCGUUUCAUUCUCUGCAUUCCUCUUCGGCCACCGUAGCCUUUUCGAUUUCCGCUAGUGGUACGAGUACAUUGGCCGAGCAAUUGGAGAGCUCGCCGGAGGAAUCUCGGGAAGAUGAUGAUGAGGAUGACUCCGGGUUUGGUGCUAUCGAGGAGGCGGAAAGAUUCGAUUUUGAUGGCUCAUUUGAAUCGGCUGAAUUCAGGCGGUUCGACUCGCCAGCUGUCGAGGUCAAAGAACUGGAUGAGCUUCCGGAACAGUGGCGGAGGUCUAAACUGGCUUGGCUCUGUAAGGAGCUGCCGGCGCAUAAGCCCGCCACCGUAAUUCGGGUGCUCAAUGCCCAGAGGAAAUGGAUGAGGCAAGACGAUGCUAAUUAUGUCGUGAUUCAUUGUAUGCGUAUUCGCGAAAACGAGACCGCUUUCAGGGUUUAUAAAUGGAUGAUGGGGCAACACUGGUUCCGGUUCGAUUUUGGCCUUGCAACCAAGUUGGCAGACUACAUGGGUAAGCAGCAAAAGUACUUGAAGUGCAGGGAGAUUUUUGAUGAUAUACUUAACCAGGGACGAGUCCCUAAUGAAUCCACAUUUCAUAUUUUGGUUGGUUCCUAUCUUAGUUCUUCUAGCCAAGGUUGCAUUGAGGAAGCCUGUAACAUCUAUAACCGUAUGAUUCAGUUGGGAGGUUAUAGGCCUCGACUCAGUUUGCAUAAUGCUUUGUUGAGAGCCCUUGUCAGCAAACCAGGAGUGUCUUGCAAAAACUAUCUCAAACAGGCAGAGUUUAUAUUCCACAAUUUGACCACUUGUGGACUCGAAAUCCACAAAGAUAUUUAUGGCAGCCUCAUAUGGCUUCACAGCUAUCAGGAUGUAAUAGACAAGCAAAGGAUUGAGUCUUUACGCGCAGACAUGCAGUCGAAGGGGUAUGAGGAGGGCAGAGAAGUACUUGUGUCAGUCUUGCGAGCAUGCUCUAAGGAAGGUGAUCUGGAUGGAGCACAGAAGGCUUGGACAAAGCUUCUUUCCUUGGAUGGGAAACCUCCUCCGCAAGCUUUUGUGUACUUUAUGGAGGUUUAUGGGAAGGUUGGAGAGCCUUUGAAAUCCUUAACUCUUUUCAGGAAUAUGCAGGAGCUUUUGGGUUCUACCAGUGUCGUGGCAUAUCAGAAAAUCAUAGAGGUGACAUGUAAAGCACAAAAUAAGGAACUUGCAGAGUCUCUGAUGGCAGAACUCAUACAUAGUGGAUUGAAACCCCUCUCACCUUCUUUCAUGAGUUUGAUGGCUAUGUAUUCUAACUUAGGCUUGCAUGAUGAGUUAGAAGCAGCUUUCAUGGAGUGUCUUGAGAAAUGCCGGCCCAAUAGAACCAUUUAUAACAUUUACUUAGAGUCACUUGUACAAAUUGGUAAUCUCGAGAGAGCAGAAGAGAUCUUCAGCCAAAUGCAUGGUAAUGCUACAAUAGGUGUUAACGCUAGGUCAUGUAACUCCAUUUUGGCUGGCUAUCUAGCUGCUGAAGAUCAUGUGAAGACAGGAAAGGUCCACGCUCUGAUGUGCCAGAAGAGAUAUGAGAUAGAGUCUCAUCUGAAAGAAAUGCUCAAUAAUGUUCUCAGCAGGAGCAGGAAAGUUUCCAAAGCACCCCCUCGACUGAAGCUCAGCGAGGACCAGAGAGAAAUUUUGGUGGGAAUGCUCUUGGGUGGUUUAAAAAUUGUGUCAUCGGAAGAGAAGAAAGUGAGACAUGCAAUUCAGUUUGAUUUCAGUGAAACAUCAGAUAUUCACACUGUCUUACGUAAACAUAUACAUGAUGCAUUCCAUGAGUGGUUGGAGUGCCGAGAUAUAGUUGAUGGAAGCAACAAUGUUCCACCACAGUUUAGUACCAUCUUUAGCUCUUGUUUUAAUUUUUAUGCAGAGCAGUUCCGUUCUGAUGGUCGACCUGCAAUCCCAAAACUUAUUCACCGGUGGCUGUCCCCUCGAGUUCUUGCGUAUUGGUACAUGUACGGAGGACAUAGGACAUCUAGAGGGGACAUUUUGUUGAAGGUAAAAGGGAGUCAAGAAGGCAUUUUGAGUAUUCUGAAAGAAUUAAUAAUAAAGUCGUUGGAUAGCCGGGUGAAAAAGAAGGGAAGUGUGUUUUGGAUCGGUUUUGAAGGUUGCAAUGCAUCACGGUUUUGGAAUAUUGUUGAACCAUUUAUUCUUGAUGAUUUGUGUGAUCCUCUGCGAGCAGGUGCGGUAUCCUCCACCUCUAAUGAUUUGUCAGAAAACCAAAGUGGUAGCUUUGAGGGUGGCUUUCAUUAUGAUAAAAAUGCUUCUGAUUGCAGUGACAGUGAGAACUUUUAG
Oldenlandia corymbosa var. corymbosa is the source of this 2433-nucleotide messenger RNA. The record is from the annotation of a GenBank genome assembly. NCBI's taxonomy places the organism in Eukaryota, Viridiplantae, Streptophyta, Magnoliopsida, Gentianales, Rubiaceae.